Molecule: messenger RNA, 1302 nt
Organism: Sphaerulina musiva SO2202
Lineage: Eukaryota; Fungi; Ascomycota; Dothideomycetes; Mycosphaerellales; Mycosphaerellaceae
Product: acyl-CoA dehydrogenase NM domain-like protein
Exons: 4
Coding region: 1-1302 (433 amino acids)
Molecular function (GO): oxidoreductase activity, acting on the CH-CH group of donors; flavin adenine dinucleotide binding
Source: RefSeq, a predicted model, not a curated record
AUGUCAAACAACAAACAAGAAGCACCCUUUGGCAAUCUCGCACCUUGGUCCGAACCGGCGUGGUCUCAUGGGAUACCCUCACCUUACUACAAUGAAUCCCACAAGAAAUACCGCAAUGCACUUCGAGAAUACAUCAACACAAACAUUCUUCCCGACGCAUUAGAUUGGGAAGAAUCCGGCUCCGCCCCCCUCUCAGCCCAACUCGCCUGGGCUCGAUCAGGCUUCAGUUUCUCCGACGUGCCCCUCGCCUACCGUCCACACGACGUCCCCUUUCCCGCCGGAAUCCCCGUCGAUCAACUCGAUGCCUUUCACUUGCUGAUUUCGACGGAUGAGACUUCGCGGGUCGAGGGAGGCGUGACGUCGAGUUUGGGUGGUGGGACGGUGAUUGGGAUUCCUCCGGUGAUUCAUCAUGGGACGGAGAGUCAGAAACGAAAAUGGUUGCCGGGAUUGUUUAGUUGGGAGACGAGUUUUUGUCUGGGGGUUACGGAGCCGAGUGGAGGAUCGGAUGUGGCGAAUAUUCAAACUACGGCGGAAAAGACGCCUGAUGGGAAGUUUUAUGUGGUGAAUGGGUGGAAGAAGUGGAUUACGGGUGCUCCGUGGGCGACGCAUAUGACUACUGCAGUACGCACUGGCGGUCCAGGCAUGGGUGGAAUCUCCGUCCUCGUCAUCCCCACCUCCUCCCCAGGCCUCUCCAUGCGCCGCAUUCCCAACAGCGGCCAAAAAGCCGGUGGAGCUUCCCUCGUCGAACUCGACGACGUACACGUCCCCGUAGAGAAUCUCAUAGGCAGAGAAAACCAGGGCUUCAAAGUCAUCAUGGUGAAUUUCAAUCGCGAACGAUACAUCAUGGCAGUAGGUUGCAACCGCAAAGCUCGCACCUGUCUCGCGCACGCAUUCCACUACGCGCACCAACGCUCCACGUUUGGGAAAAAACUCAUCGAAAAUCAAAUUAUUGCGGCGAAAUUCUCGACCAUGGCGAGAUAUAUCGAGAGUCAUUGGGCUUGGCUGGAGAGUAUUGCAUAUGCCGUGCAACAGUCUCCGAUGGGUUGGCAGGAUCCGCAUGUGGCGGGGAGAAUUGCGUUGGCGAAGGUGCAAGGAGGUAGGAUUCAGGAGAGUGCGAAUCGGGAGGCUCAGCAGAUUUUUGGGGGUGCUGGAUAUCAGAAAGGGGGGCCUGGAGCGGUGGUGGAGCAGAUGAGUCGUGAUUUGAGGAUGAUGGUGGUGGGAGGGGGGAGUGAGGAAAUUAUCAGUGAUUUGGCGGUGAGACAGGAAACGGUGUUGGCGAAGAAGAGGGGGUGGAAGUUGUAG